Caenorhabditis angaria is the source of this 2074-nucleotide messenger RNA. The record is from the annotation of a GenBank genome assembly. Lineage: Eukaryota; Metazoa; Nematoda; Chromadorea; Rhabditida; Rhabditidae.
AUGUCAAGUUUAUCGAUAAUCCUUCUUUCAACAACAUUAUUCCUAUUGCUUUCAUGUUUUAUUGAGGCAAAAGUCAGUCCAUAUAUUAUUUAUGAGAAAUUACCAAUUGAAAAACUGCAACAAGCUAGACAAUAUGGUGCAAGAGGUAGGUUAAAAUAUUUUUGAAAUUGAUUUUGAAAAAUUGAUAUUUUCAGCAUAUAAAGAUUUUCUGCGUGCAACCGAAAAUGCAACUUCACGAGAGAGGUAAGGGGGUUAAGAAUUUCACACAUUAGUUCAGUAACAUCCAAAACACAUUCAUAAAAGUGUUUUGGUACCAAAAAUAUUAGGUUUUGGGUCCAAACAUCUUUACGAAUUGAUCAAAUCGUUCAAUGCGUUCAAAAAUUAUAUGAACCAAUUUUUCGAUAGAUCAAACAAAAAUACGUUUUCCCAUGAAGUGCACCAAAAAAUGAACGUGAGAAACUCAAGAAGUCUGCGCAAAAUCAGCUGACAGAAAAAAUCUUUUUUCACACGAUUUCAAAAAAUUUGAUAUGAUCAAGUUUGGUUUCGAUUUUUUGACCUUCUCAUUUUCCAUACAACCAAUUAUAAUGCGGGUUCUUUGAACGAUGAUAUAUCGAAUAAUGUGACUUUCAAUCACAAUCUAUAAAGAGAAAAUAAAGAUAAACAAAUUGGGACCAUUGCGAUCACUUGAUUCUUUCUUCCUUUUUUUAUUAUCGCGCAACUUUUAAUGGUUUAUGUUUGCGAGGGAAAAUACGACUUAUUAAUGAUGAAUGAUGAGAAAAACAAUAAACAUUUUAUAGAAUGAAUGUGUAUGAGGACUAUUUUAUGCAAUGUAACAAUCUUGGACACGAAAGCGCUGUUUCAAUGUUCGAUCACGUUUACAACACAAAACUUACAAAGGAUAUGAAAGUAAAGACACAAAGAAUAUUCAUAAUCAUUAUCAUAAAUCAAAUUUUUCAGCUUUUACUGACCCUUGGUUUCAACUCAUUCGCGGCUAGAUUUGCAUCGAUGAAUCCAACUGUUUUUGAACAAGGACUUGUACAAUUAUGUGAAAAAUAUGAGAUGCAAUUACAAUGCCAAUUAGGAUUUGGUGAAUCUAGAACAUCAAUUUAUUGGAGAAUUGAAGAUUUGAAAAACACUGAUGGAAAUUUGAGAAUUCUUUUGGAUCGACAAUGUCCACAACCGGAUGCUGAUAAUUCGAUAUAUCCUUGUUUUUCGACAAAUGUUGAUCAAUAUACAAAACCAUGCUAUCAGGUAUGUUAUGCAUUCGGAAUAUUAUUAUUAAUGAAACGUUUUUGAACGUUCUCUUAUCUUGAAAGAUAUAAUUCAUCUGAAACAUUUCGAAAUUUUACUUUUUUUCUUUGCAACUUUUUUUGGGAGUUCUCAUUCAUUUUAUAACCAAAAUCGGCCUAUUUAAAAGUUUGAUCGCACUUAAAAGUUAUUGAAAAACCUUAAAAUAUUGUUUAAUUGAUGUCGGUUUUAUUUCGCAAAAUAUCACUUCAACCCAUAAAAAUUAUCUUGUAGGAAAUGUUGGCUUAUAAUUACACACGAUACUCAGCUGGGCGACGAAUCGCUCGAAUUCACAUCAGAGCAUCAAAACAAAUUGCUGAUCUCACUAAAAACAAGGUAAACUACUUUUCCUUUUCAAGUUAUCUGAAAAAAUCCAAUUUUGAAUUUAGGAUCUUGAAAAUGACGAUGAUCAAUUUUUGACAAUGAAAGAACAUGUUCAAACUGUUUUUGGUCGAGCUCUUGGAUCGAUUGCUGAGAUUGAGGGAGAAAAAUGCGACGCAUUGGAUCGAGUUCUGAAUUGUGUUUUGCCAAAAGUUGAGGCAAAAUGUGGAGUGGAUGCUGUGGAAGUUAUGAAAAGUAGUAUUCUUGUAGGGUGAGUCGAGAAACCUGUUUUUUGCAAUUUCAAUUGUUUAUGAAAAAUUGAAAAUUUUCAAAUUGGUCAGAAAUCAAAAAAAAAAAUUUCAGAUACCUUUCAACCCAACGACGCGAACCUCUUGCAUCACAAUUUGUUGGAUUCGCAGUGGACCCAAGUCCAAAAUGCCAAGCUCUUCAUCCGAACAUUGUGUAA